Nicotiana tabacum (common tobacco) is the source of this 1149-nucleotide messenger RNA. Its product is annotated as putative tRNA-splicing endonuclease subunit sen54. The record is from RefSeq and is a predicted model, not a curated record. Gene Ontology annotation, biological process: tRNA-type intron splice site recognition and cleavage. Lineage: Eukaryota; Viridiplantae; Streptophyta; Magnoliopsida; Solanales; Solanaceae. Gene Ontology annotation, cellular component: tRNA-intron endonuclease complex.
UUUGCGCUCUCUCUCUGCUACUCGUCUUCUACUGCUAUUCUGCUAACAUCUUCAGCCUCUCUCGAAUCAACGGCACAGGCCACAAUAAGGCUAUAGGAAUUUGUAAUACAUUCCAUCUAUGGAAACUGAUAAGUGGGCAAGUUUUGUGGAAGGAACUAGUGAUUCUGAAGGUUAUGGGGAGGAUCUUGAUGAUGAUGACAUUUGCUGUGCAUAUGCAUCAACCGAUAUACCCCAGUUGCAGUGCAGGAAAGAUAUUUCAAGAUCACGGUGGCUUGACCAGUUUGGUAUGGCUGAGGUUGUGGAGAGGAAGGGUGGAUUGUGGACAACUACUGGUAUAGUUCGUAAUGGCAAGAUAUACUGCUUCAUUGAAGAGAUUUUAUAUCUUGCUGAAAUUGGGGCUCUGCAUCUCUUAGGUAAUGAUGAUGCACCCCUUUCUCUGGAACACAUAUACAGCAAGGUUGCAGAAGGAAAAAGUGGAUGUUCCUUGGAAUACUUUGAAGCAUAUAAGCACUUGAAAUAUCUUGGUUAUAUAGUCGGGCGUCAUGGUAUUCCUUGGUCAGUGAGAAGGUCAAAAGUAAAUUGUGCUAUUAACCAAGACUCGCUGGAGACUGCUCAAACUGGUGAUGAAGAAUCAAGAAACAACGUUCUCAUCUCUGAAAUGUUUAGUAACAUGCAAAUUGGUGGACUGAGACUGGCUUUUGACGUUUACCCUCCUAAUAGCAGAUUCAGAAAGUCUGUUCCUGGUGAUCCCUAUUUUGUACUUUGCCUUGCUAGUGAGUAUCCACCUUCCAAAGAAGAAAUCGAAGAUCUUGAGAGACAUUCUCAUGGUAUUCCUUUGAAAUUCUGUCUGGUUGAGCAUGGGCGUGUGAGCUUUUUCUCGUUGAACAAAGUUGAGCUUCCUAUCCUUUCAUGAUCCCUUCGAGCAAUGAAUGCAAAUCUUGGCAUGCCCUGAGAAGAGCUAUGGUACAAUUAUGGAUUUUAAGUUUGUGGAUUGAUGUUUCAUUUCACCAUUGUGUAAUUGCAACACAUUAUUCAGACAAGAGAUAUAUUUGACUGAUGAAGGUGGACCUUGUCUCCUCUGUUAUACAAGUCUUAUGAUGUUCUCUUCUCUUCCCUCAAAUGUUGUUAAAGCUGAAGGUUGAUAUAUGU